This is a messenger RNA of Homalodisca vitripennis (glassy-winged sharpshooter), 1042 nucleotides long. Its product is annotated as adenylate kinase-like. Gene Ontology annotation, cellular component: mitochondrion; cytoplasm. The transcript has 6 exons. The record is from RefSeq and is a predicted model, not a curated record. Lineage: Eukaryota; Metazoa; Arthropoda; Insecta; Hemiptera; Cicadellidae. Gene Ontology annotation, molecular function: ATP binding; AMP kinase activity. Bases 204 to 953 code for a protein of 249 amino acids. Gene Ontology annotation, biological process: ADP biosynthetic process.
GCAGAUGCCAUGCAACUUCCAUUUCAUGCCAGAUGGGUGGAAGAAUAAGAACUUAGAUCACAAUAGUUCAUUUCUGUUUCAUUUCCUUUAACCUCCCAGAAGGUUAAAUGUAUCAGUAAGAGAAAUACAUGGAUUAACUGAAUUUUUAUAGUGAUUAACAUUUGGAAUUAAUUGUAAUAUUUUAAUAAAAUUUUUAUUUUGAAAUGGCUCCCUCAGCUUCGUUUCCCGCAGAAAAAUUAAAGGCACAACCUGUUGGAAUUAAUGCUGUUUUGUUAGGACCUCCAGGAUCAGGCAAAGGAACCCAAGCUCCAUUGCUGAAGGACAAGUUUUGUGUAUGUCAUCUGUCUACCGGAGACAUGCUCAGAGCUGAAGUUGCAUCUGGGUCUGAACUGGGAAAGAAAUUGAAAAAAGUAAUGGAUGAAGGGAAACUUGUCAGUGAUGAUCUGGUUGUCAAUCUCAUUGACAGCCAUCUUGACAGACCAGAGUGUGAGAAUGGUUUCUUACUUGAUGGUUUCCCUCGAACAGUACCACAGGCAGAGAAGCUGGACGAGCUGUUGGUCCGCCGCAAGUCAGUGCUUGAUGCCGUGAUAGAGUUCAACAUCGCAGACAGUCUGCUGGUGCGCCGUAUCACGGGGAGACUGAUCCACCCGUCCAGCGGCCGCUCCUACCAUGAAGAGUUUCAUCCCCCCAAGAAACCUAUGACUGAUGAUAUCACCGGUGAGCCAUUGAUUCGCCGUUCUGAUGAUAAUGUUGAUGCUCUGAAGAAGAGACUAGAACAAUAUCAUAAACAAACAAAGCCAUUAGUGAGCUACUAUAAUCAAAAAGGUUUGCACCACAAAGUUGAUGCUUCAUUGCCAGCUACAGAGGUUUUCAAGUAUAUAGAAAAUAUAUUCACUAACUGUGCACUAAACAACGCAUCAAGGAAAGCUAAGGACCGAGUCGUCUUUGUCUGAGUGUUCAAAUGUUCUAUUUUUGAAAAUGAAUAUAGGUAAAAGGGAGUUAGGAUUUCAAAUAAAAAAUUUGUUUGGUUCAUCGUAGUUAA